AUGAGCAUCCUCGAGUCUAAGGAACUGGGCGCUGCGCCCUCCCCACGCAGUUUCGCAAUAGCCCAUCAACGGCCCAAGAACAGCUUCACAGGAUGUUCUCGAAUCACCGAUUAUGAGGUGUUGGGCAAGCUGGGGGAGGGUACUUUUGGCGAGGUUCAUCGCGCGAGGUCAAAGAAGACAAAUGCCCUAGUUGCGCUGAAGAAGAUCAUCAUGCACAAUGAGAAGGAUGGGUUCCCUAUUACGGCUCUCCGAGAAAUCAAGCUUCUGAAGCUUUUGUCUCAUGUCAACAUCUUGCGCCUGGAGGAUAUGGCGGUUGAGCACCCAACCCGGAGCACCGACAAGCGCAAGAAGCCUAUUAUGUAUAUGGUCACACCCUACAUGGACCACGACCUGUCUGGCCUUCUCGACAACCCCUCAGUGCACUUUACGGAGCCUCAGAUCAAGUGCUACAUGCUGCAGCUUCUCGAAGGUCUCAAGUAUCUCCAUGAAAAUCACAUUCUGCAUCGAGAUAUGAAGGCGGCCAACCUUUUGAUCAACAACAAGGGUAUCCUCCAGAUUGCCGAUUUUGGUCUCGCGAGGCAUUAUGACGGAGAAGUCCCGAAGCCGGGCCGGGGCGGUGGCGAGGGACGACGUGACUAUACUAGCCUGGUGGUAACUCGUUGGUACCGGCCUCCCGAGCUGCUCAUGCACCUGAAACGCUACACCACAGCCAUUGAUAUGUGGGGCGUUGGGUGUGUAUUUGGCGAGAUGCUUGUUGGCAAACCGAUCCUAGCUGGAGAGAGCGAUGGCCACCAACUCGAGAUCAUCUUUGAGCUCUGUGGCACCCCGACAGACGAAAACAUGCCGGGAUGGCGGUCUCUCCCCAACGCAGAAGCCCUACAGCCUCACCCACGGCAAGGAAACCUUGCCCAGCGAUUCCGAGAAUACGGCUCCGCCGCCGUCUCACUCCUCCGAGAACUCCUCAAACUCGACUGGCGCAGCCGCACCAAUGCGCACGAUGCCCUUCAACACCCUUACUUCCGCACAGCCCCCCACCCCGCCAAACCCCACGAGCUCCCUUCCUUCGAGGAAAGCCACGAGCUCGACCGACGCAAGUUCCACGACCGACGUGCCGCGCUGCCACCAGCCCCCAAGGGCGGAACUGUCGGCCGCGGCCCCCACGACGGGCCCAACAACGCCUCCUCCUUCAGCGGCGAUGGCUUCCGCAACGGCGUCAACAGCGGCCGAUACCCGCGCAACAGUCGCGGCCCAGAAGAACGUGUCCCCGCGUGGCAUCGCGACCGCGGCUUGCCGCCUCGCCCACCUCCCCCCGCUGGCAGCGGAGGCCCCGGAACUGGAGGAGGCGGAGGAGGAGGAGCCGGUGGUGGUGGGGGGGGCCGGAACGACGUCGACACCUACAUCCCCAGCUACGACCGAGACGCACCACGGCGGGAUGACAGACGGAGACGCGACGAUCGAGACGACAGACGACACGAUCAGCGGGACCGGAGACGGGACUACGAUGACAGAGACCGCGAUCGGGAUCGAGACCGGGAGAGGGUACGGAAUAGCCGGACGAUUAGUAGAAGCCGGUCACCGAUGCCUCGCGACCGGGACCGCGACCGAGACAGGGACCGCGAGAGGGAUCGUGAUCGGGAUAGGGAUAGAGACAGAGAGAGGGAUAGGGACCGUGAGAGAGAUCGGGACAGAGAUCGUGACUUGUACCGGAGGUAG
This is a messenger RNA of Dichotomopilus funicola, 1713 nucleotides long. Its product is annotated as cmgc cdk protein kinase. Gene Ontology annotation, cellular component: nucleus; cyclin/CDK positive transcription elongation factor complex. Gene Ontology annotation, biological process: positive regulation of transcription elongation by RNA polymerase II; protein phosphorylation. The coding region runs from base 1 to 1713 and encodes 570 amino acids. The transcript has 5 exons. Gene Ontology annotation, molecular function: cyclin binding; ATP binding; RNA polymerase II CTD heptapeptide repeat kinase activity. NCBI's taxonomy places the organism in Eukaryota, Fungi, Ascomycota, Sordariomycetes, Sordariales, Chaetomiaceae. The record is from RefSeq and is a predicted model, not a curated record.